AUGAAAAACCCCGGGGUUAACUGUAAUGUAACUAAUUCAGUUACGAGUGGUAUCGAUAGGAAAGAACGACCAGUGUUCCCCAACAAUCCUUCGAAUCGUCGUCCUGAUACUCACAGCAAUCCUGGAUUCGAACUUGAUUUCAAUGAAGAAAGUAAGGCUGACAAUAAUGAAUCUCUUACUCCUAGCAGUACCCCAACACAUUCACGAAAGAAUAGACGAAAAUCCAAUUUAUUUCAAAAACGUAAUGAAGAUGAGCGUGAAAGAGAGAAGAAAUUGAAUGGAAUCGGAAGUGGACGUGCGAUUCCACUAAAGCAAGGAUUUUUAUACAAACGAACUUGUAAACCAUUAAAUGAUGCUCGUCUUACUUAUCAUCCAAGUAUUCAUGAUUAUAUGGACAAUUCACACGGUAAAGAAAUUGACUUAAGUAGAACAACCGUCAAAAUUCCUGGUGUAGCAUUUCGUCAAGUUGGAAGUCGUAUAACAAGUAAUGGACUGUUGCGAAGUCAAUUAAAUGAUGGCGGUACAGAUCGUCGAUCAACUGGCGUAGAUGUUAAGAAUCCUACUGAAAAUUCAGCCCCUAUUAAUGAUAAUUCGGCAUCAGGAGGUAAAGAUUCAUCAUCCGUGAAAAAACGUCAUCGACGUAUUAAAUCUAAUCCGAAGAGUAAUAAUGCUGAUGGUUCAGAUUCCGAAGGUUAUGAAUUUCAGUUGAUAUCAAUGGAUCGUCAGUGGCAUUUUGAAGCGACUGGUCCAGAUGAACGAGAUGAAUGGGUUAUGUAUAUUGAACGUGCUAUUAUGACAAGACUUCAGUUGAAUGAAUCAUCUAAACGUACUCGUGCUAUUGCUGCUACUGGUUGUACUACAGGAGGUGGCGGUGCUAGCGGUUCCAACCACCUUUCCAAUGUUAGUGGAUUAGGUUCAGGGAGUGGUCGACAUGGAGAUUCCAACAGUCUUAAUUCAAGUCGUUGUGGUGCCGGUGAUGCUAAUGAAUUGGCUGUUACAGAGCAUUUAAUUCAGAGCAUAAGAUCUGCAGCUGGAAAUGAUUUUUGUGCAGACUGUGGUGCACCAGAACCAGAUUGGGCAAGUCUUAAUUUAGGCGCUAUGGUUUGUAUUAGUUGCAGUGGUAUACAUCGGCAACUUGGAACACAUAUUUCACGCAUACGUUCUUUACACUUAGAUGAAUGGUCUACUGAAUCUGUCACUGUAAUGAGCGCUAUUGGUAAUACAUUAGCUAAUUCGGUUUGGGAAGCUGCUGCACCUGUAAAUGCUGGGAAUCUACGAAAACCAAAUCCUUCAAGUUCACGAGAGGAAAAGGAAAUUUGGAUUCGAGCCAAAUAUCAACAUCGAGAAUUUCUGCCUCCAUUACCCUAUCCUGAUGCUCCACUUCAACGACAGUUAAUUGAUGCAAUAGCUCGUCAAGAUACACGUCAAGUUAUACUAUGUCUAGCUUUAGCUACACCUGAAACAGUCAAUGCAGCUUAUUCACUUCAAGAUCCACGAGCAGCUAUACACAUUGCUGCUACUCUCGGAAAUCUAGUUUAUUUACAAUUGCUUUUAUGGUACAAUGGUGAUCCAACUGUGACAGAUCAUGAAGGAAGAAAUGCAUUCUAUUACGCUCAUUGUUCUAAAAAUUAUGAUUGCGCUGAUUUCCUGUUGCGAAAUAGUUGUCCAAAACAACUGGUACCACCCAUUCCUCCUAAUAAUAUGCCUCCAACAGUUCGUUCUUCUCAAAAUAUUAUGCCACAACAAAUUGUUCAGUCACAUUCCAUAAUUCAUGGACCUUCAACAUCAACUGGGCUUUCAUCUGGUGUUGCAGACAUAAAUAUUAGUAAUAGUAUAAACUCAGGUCUUGUACAACCUCAUCAUUUUUCACAUCUCCAGCAACAUCAAUCCUCUGCUGCUGUUGUCGGUUCUGAAGUAGGAACUCAUUUAAGCGGACAAUUACCUUCUUAUCAUCCCAUGACCACUGGUUCUGUAACAUCAAAUCAGCAACUAUCUCAAGUUGUAGGAUCAAAUCAUCCACUUGUAUCGGCUUCUGGUAAUAUGUAUACAGGAAAUGUGAAUCAAGCUUUAGGCGCUACCCUUCCUCGUCGGCGUGCCCCAAUUGGUCCAUUUCCUCCCGGUGCAGUACCUCCGACUCUCCAACCAUUUCCACGACCAAAUAUACAACAGCAAGUAUCAGUUAGUAAUACUCAUCGACCUACCUCUUCAGUUAUCCAGUCAGUUACUCGCCCUAUAACUCCAAAUGCUAUGCUAAGAACAUCCUUGGUUAGUUCAUCACAACCGCCUCAUACACGUUCAGCUUCAAAUACUGCUGCUACACUGUCCCAACCAUAUGUUUCUACUACUCAAGAAGUUGGACUCUGGAACAUCUUACUCACUCUUAAUAACGAAGUUAAACUUGCUGAUUUUGGAGUUUCUGCCAAGUUAACGGAUGAAAAGCAAAAGCGAUCGACAUUCAUCGGGACACCUUACUGGAUGGCUCCAGAAGUUAUCAAUUGUGAAACUUUUAAAGAUGCUCCUUAUAACUGGAAAGCAGAUAUAUGGUCUUUUGGUAUAACUCUAAUUGAACUUGCUCAAAAGAGACCACCUCAUAACGCUACUAAUCCAACACGUGUUUUGUUGAGAAUUCUGAAGUCUGACCCACCAACUUUAUCUAGACCACAAUUAUGGUCUUCAAAAUUCAAAGCGUUCUUGGAGCGUACUCUACAAAAAGAUCCAAAUCAAAGACCCGAGUGUAGAGAUCUUCUCUUGGAUCCAUUUGUUUCUGAUGUGACGGAAAAUGAUCGUAAAGUAAUUCAAAUACUAUUAUGUGAAGUCAAUGCAGAUAUUAUUGAAACAGUUGAAGAUUUCGAUCCAAACGAGCCUAUUGAUGAAAUGGACGAUAAUGAUUUGAAUCCACUUAUACUGUCAGAUUCUACGAAAUUAUCAAUUCCUGUUGAAAUGGUUUAUGAUGAACAUGAUAAUACAAAAAAUAAACAUGAAUCAAAUAAAAAUCUUAAACAAAUAAAUGAUAAUAGUGGUGAUAGUGGUGUUAGUCUUGAACAUACAACUUCUGAUAAUCAUUACGAAUUAACAAAACAAUCUGAUUCAAAGGUGGGGAAAAUGCCAGGACUAUCAUUGGUUGCAAUAGCUCGGUCAUGUUCUUUGAAACAAGAUCUACUACAGACAACCACUAAACCAGUUGUGAAAAUGCGUUCUAAAGUAAAACGUCGAUCUACUGUUGCACAUGUCAGUCAAAGAAAAUCCGGUUCAUUAUUCACUAUCUCAUCGAUUUACAAACCUAAUAACGUACCGGUAUCAACUAACACUAAUCAAUUAUCUUGUGAAAAAUCAAUUAAUACCAUACAAUCAAGGAACAAUCAUAAUAACUCAGCAACUACUAAUCAUACUUCUUUUAAAGUUACUGUAUGUCCUACAUGGAUAGAUAAAUCAAUGAUCACUAUAGAUUUACCAUCUAUUAAACCAAUUAUAUCUAAGAAAAUUUGGCGAACUGAAAUCAAUUUACCAAUUUUAUCACCAAUAUUAAAAAAGAAUCAUAAUGUUGAUAAUAUAAAAUCAACAAUCAUAUAUGAUUAUGGAAAUUCUCAACAACAACAACAAAAUAACAAAAUGAAUGAUUAUAUAAUUGAUGAAAUAGUCGAUCAAUUAAUUACAGAUGUAAUCACUUCUGACACAAAAUCACCUUCGAUUACAUCAUGUGUAUUUGAACUUAUGCAUGAUAUACAUUCAACUGUUGUCAAAUCACCACAUACUACUUCUAUUACUCCUAAUGCCACGAUCAUCACCACUUCUGUUGUUCCUAAUUCUACUGCUAAAAUGGAACAUGUUGCUAAGGCUAAUAGUAAUGUUAACAAUCGUAUUCGUGAAACAAUUGUUCAUCCUAAGAAACAGUUGACUCCAUCAGAAACUAUUGAACAUAAAUCUCUUGUUGUUAAUGAUGGAUUGAAAGAUCCACUUUCAUCAUUGCCUUCAACAACUGAUUUUCAUGAUAAUAAUAAAUCGAAAAUGACUGUAUCUCCACUUAAACGUCAAAAUAGUGCUUAUCGUACAAGAACUCGAACGCGUAGAUUUGUUAUUGAUGGUCAAACGAUUACUACAACAUCGAAACGCAUUGUAAACACUAAUUUAGAAGAUAAAAGGUUCUGUGAAGACGAACAAAUUAAACGUAAAGCAGCUUUACGUGCAUUCAAAAUAUUAGCCAAAACAAGAAGCACAUCAAACACGUGA
Molecule: messenger RNA, 4227 nt
Organism: Schistosoma mattheei
Lineage: Eukaryota; Metazoa; Platyhelminthes; Trematoda; Strigeidida; Schistosomatidae
Source: the annotation of a GenBank genome assembly